Molecule: messenger RNA, 3582 nt
Organism: Sander lucioperca (pikeperch)
Lineage: Eukaryota; Metazoa; Chordata; Actinopteri; Perciformes; Percidae
Gene: mapk8a
Product: mitogen-activated protein kinase 8a
Exons: 12
Coding region: 283-1596 (437 amino acids)
Biological process (GO): JNK cascade; protein phosphorylation
Cellular component (GO): nucleus; cytoplasm
Molecular function (GO): JUN kinase activity; ATP binding
Source: RefSeq, a predicted model, not a curated record
GGGAAGGACGAACGACCUCGAUUAGCGUGCUGCUGUAGGGCUGCUCCCCCACAAUGAUCAUAACACUGCGGGCUCUCUUCGAACAAGGGGUAAGAAACCGUAGUAGCCUUGUCUUGCUGCGGGAGUCGGUGCUGGGACGUUUACAUGCCGCUUCCCUUCUGCGCGCAGCUUGUCUCUGCAGGCCCCGGGGUAUCUGCGCAGGGACAAGGAUAAAUAACAACCAUCCAGUGCUGUCAGAGGACAUUUUUGGAUGCACAGAAAACAGUAAUCAAAGAUUUCGCCAUGAACAAAAACAAGAGAGAAAGAGAGUUCUACAGCCUCGAUGUUGGGGAUUCGACGUUCACAGUACUGAAGCGAUACCAGAAUCUAAGACCCAUCGGCUCAGGAGCACAGGGAAUCGUCUGCUCUGCUUACGACCAAAUCCUUGACCGAAAUGUUGCCAUCAAGAAGCUGAGUCGGCCGUUUCAAAAUCAAACCCAUGCCAAGAGGGCGUACAGAGAGCUAGUCCUAAUGAAAUGUGUCAAUCACAAAAAUAUCAUUGGCCUUCUAAAUGUAUUUACACCACAAAAAUCAUUAGAAGAGUUCCAAGAUGUAUACUUGGUGAUGGAGCUGAUGGAUGCCAACUUGUGCCAAGUCAUUCAGAUGGAGCUGGACCAUGAGAGGCUGUCCUAUCUCCUCUAUCAGACGUUGUGUGGUAUCAAACACCUCCAUGCUGCAGGCAUAAUUCACAGGGACCUCAAGCCCAGUAACAUAGUUGUCAAGUCAGAUUGUACACUGAAGAUUUUGGACUUUGGCUUGGCUCGGACGGCUGCCACGGGCCUCCUGAUGACACCGUAUGUGGUAACGCGCUACUACAGAGCACCAGAGGUUAUCCUGGGCAUGGGCUACCAAGCCAAUGUGGACAUAUGGUCUGUGGGCUGCAUACUGGCGGAAAUGGUUCGCCAUAAAAUCCUCUUCCCAGGAAGGGAUUACAUCGACCAGUGGAACAAGGUAAUUGAGCAGCUAGGCACUCCAUCUCAGGAUUUUCUCAUGAAGCUGAACCAGUCAGUAAGAACGUACGUAGAAAACAGGCCACGCUAUGCUGGGUACAGCUUUGAGAAACUCUUCCCAGAUGUGCUCUUCCCUGCCGACUCUGACCACAAUAAACUGAAAGCAAGCCAAGCAAGAGACCUCUUAUCCAAGAUGUUAGUGAUUGAUGCCUCCAAGCGCAUCUCUGUAGAUGAGGCCCUGCAGCACCCCUAUAUUAAUGUUUGGUACGACCCAGCUGAAGUGGAAGCACCACCUCCAAAGAUCUUAGAGAAACAGCUGGAUGAGAGGGAGCAUACCGUGGAAGAGUGGAAAGUGCUAAUUUAUAAGGAAGUGAGUGAAUGGGAGGAGUGGACAAGAAAUGGUGUGAUAAGAGGCCAGCCACCUCCUUUAGGUGCAGCAGUGAUCGAAAGCCCCCCUCAGCCCACGUCCUCCUCCUCUUCGGCCAACGAUGUCUCGUCCAUGUCCACAGAGCCCACUGACCCCAGCAGUGACCCCACCAUGACCUCUGAAACAGACAGCAGCUUGGACAGCCACACCUCUCUGAGUGCACUGGCCUGCUGCAGAUAACGCACACACACAACACACACAACACACACAACACACACAACACACACACACAACACACACAACACACACACACACACACACACACACACACACACACACACACACACACACACACACACACACACACACCACACACACACACACACACACACAAAGCAAACCUUUCCUCAUCAGUGUGUGUGAUGGGAGAGGAUUUAGGCCAAUGGAACUUCUCAUGUUAGUUUCUAGAGCUGCGCUUUUAAUGUACAGUUUGUUAUUAUUUCCCCUCCCCCUAUACUGCUGUAAAUGAUUGUGGUUGGAAAUUGUAUCAUUAUUACUGUAUUUUUGCUGCAGAGAAUCAGAGUAUGUUUUGAUGUGAAUCUGUGAUGUAUGUUAUGAAAGAGAGGGAUUUGAGUGUACUUUACUACAUUGCGGUUUUUUAGCUACUGCUACACAGUUGAAUACCAAGCUGUUAGCACUGCAAUAUUAUGUUAAGUAUAUUUUUGAAUUGUUCAAUGGUUUUUUUUUUUAAUUGUUUUUGGGACAUUUGAAUGAAUCUACACCAAUUCUCUUUUUAACAGUAGACUAUAGCGCACUUCAUCUUGGAUCCAAUUGCAAAUGAAUGAUUUUAUUUUGAUAUUGUUCCUCAUCUUUCUUGUAGAAAGCAUCCUUUGGUGUAUCCAAGUUAACUUAUUUCUUAGUAUUAUGUCACCUCUGUAUUGUGUGCAUCUCGACAAGCAGUCAAAUGGUCUAUUGCCCUGACACUGAAUUUCUUUUUUACUAUAGCACACUGUUAACUGACUGUAUUUGAACUUGUUUAGUUACUUAGAUGUAAUUUGUAAGCAAUGGUCUGUUGGAUGAGGAAAAACAGGGUGAAUGUAAGUAAAUAGAAAUGUGGUAUAGUGAGGAGCCAGUGAUUACUGUUAGCGCUGUAACAAUUUAAUAUGGGCCAUUCCACUGGCUAGAAUGAGUUCUGUAUUUGGGGACUGUCACCAGAGACUACGUCUAAAUUAGUCACUUUCCCCUUUUGGCAGGUUCUUUCAGGCAUUAUUCACAGCUGUCUGAUAUUUAAAUUUAAAAUUUAAUUUAAGUGCCCUUACUCAGUUAAGUGAUUUUCAGUCCUCUCUGUUGUAGAUGCUCCUCUCUUCUGUGGUGCGUCUUUCUGAGUUCUACCUCACACAAGCACACACUCACUCAAACACAUUUCUUUAAAGAUACAGUUUGUAUACCAUGGCACACACAAUUCGAAAGAAAUGUGAAAAAAGAUAAAUUUUCUUUUCUGUAUUUGCAUUAUUUAUUUAUUUAUUUAUUUCAAGCUAGGAGACGUCUAUUGUAUGUAAUGUACAUUUCAUUCAGAAGUACUAUUUAUAUGCAUUUUGUUUCAUUUUUUUGUUUGUUUUCUGUGCAAUAUAAUUCAUAGAUUAAUAUAGUCAGUCAUUGAUCUGUACAUUUUACUGUAGAUGUAUGUAUGUUUUCUGAGAGUCAGGAAACAGGCAUUUGCUACCUGCUAUGGUAACCUUUGGAUGUAGUUGAUGGCUCAAAUUCCCAACAUGUCCCUUUGCUCUUUUUAAUGGUUGGGCACUCCAGGCAGUAACCCCUAGCAUCAGCUCCCAGAAUGCACUUUGGGGAUUGUGACGAAUGCCCUGACCUGUUCUGGGCCACAUCUCAACUAACUGUUGUGGCCUUCUCUUUUUGUCAUUUUCCUCUCCUCCAUCUCCUCAAAAAUAGAAAAGAUAGAAUAGACCACGCAUGUGUUUUCUCUGGUUUUAGUGCAGGUAUAUUUAGAGGAAAGACAGGAAAGCCAUUCAGCACUACUGGGAUGAUGCUGCAGUCUUCUGAUGGUUUGGCCAAAUAUGACAGCAGAGUUAACCUGUUGUGGUGUGUUUUGAUCAGGCCAGUUGUGUAACGUUUAGCCUUUAGAUCUGAAAUUGCCUCACUAACAGACCAAUUAUAUACAUCAGAAACUGUCUACCUUCAACUCCAGCAAAUAAAAGAGUUGAAUUUUAA